AUGGCUACCUCUCAGGGACAGGACAUCAUUUGCUGCCAGUUGUGUUCCAACCCUGUAGAACACCACUGCAAUCUCUGUCGUGUUGACCUCUGCCUCACGUGUAUACCAAAACAUAUGCCGGACAAAUCAAGGGAACAUGAAAUUGUUGGAUACGCUUCUAGAAAACAAGAUUCUUUUUCUCUAGCACUAUGUAACACACACAAGAAUAACAGGUGUGAGACUUACUGCCUAGAUUGUAAUAUACCAAUAUGUAUUCAAUGUCUGAUAGGUUUGCACAAAAAACAUGAAUUUACCGAUAUCAAUGACAUUCUCCAAGAAUAUAAACAGCAAAUUAUAGCUGACACAAAAGAACUUGAAAAUACGGUUCUUCCAAAAUACAGAAACAUAAACCUGAGUACAGCCUCCAGAAGGUUUGAUAAAGUUGUGUCUGCCGUAAAAGAACAAGAAGAGAAAAUCUGGAAAGCUGUACAUGAAAUAAGCAUUCAACUCACAGAUGAAGUAGCUAUGCAGAAAAAAGAAGCUAUAAGUAAAUACAAAGAGAACCAGUCUUUGGCUGAAAAGGAAGUCAAUCAAAUUGUCAAAGAGAAUAAACAUAUCAUCAGAAGUAAUGAUGCAUCAGCCAUAAUACGCUAUCAAACAAGGAAUGAGGAUUUCCGAAAAGACCCAGAAUUACCAAGGUUGUCUUGUUUAAAGUUACUACCUGGUAUUAUUAAAAAAGACCAGAUUGUGUCCAUGUUCGGUUUUCUUCAGACAGAAGAAGACUUUAAUAAGCCUGGGAUGCUGAAAAUGAUGGAUGAACCUUUGAUAUUUAGAACAAUACAAAGUCCUUUUGGAGGUUGGCGUAGACUAUGGCGAGUUCAGUGUGUCGGGAGUGAAAGUAUCUUGAUCAGUGGAGGUGACAGCACAAUUAAACAAAUAGACAGGACUGGAUCGAUUUUAAAAACAAUUCAAACAAAUGAUAAUGUGUGGGCACUAACAAUUAAUUCACAACAGGAUCCAAUAUUUUCAACCAUGCAUUUUAAAAGAACAGACAUAUACCAAUACAAUGAGGGAAUAGUUAAGGUAUUACUUGGCAUACGUGACUGGUUUCCUGUUGGUCUAUGGUAUUCAGGGAACGGAAAUUUGCUGGUCAGUAUGCGCUCUAUGGACACGACACAGAGUAGGGUGGUGAGAUACUCGGGGAUAAAAGAGAAACAGAAGAUCCAGUUUGACAGAGAUGGACAACCUCUGUUUUCUACUGGUGUGGAGAAAACAGUAAUUCUACUGACUGAGAAUGGAAAUGGAGAUAUUUGUGCUGCUGACUGUUAUGGGAAGAUGGUUGUUGUGGUGGAUUCUUCUGGGCCACUAAGAUUCAAGUACACAGGCAUUCUCUCCAACCAAUCAAAGUACAGAGAAUUUUCACCUUCUCACAUUGCCACUGAUGUCUGUACACAAAUACUGAUAAGUGACAAAAGUAACAACAUUGUCCACAUUAUAGACAGUGAUGGUAACUUUGUCCGUUAUAUAAAACAACCAUGUGACGGAGGACUGAGUAUUGAUACAGAUCACAAUCUUUUUAUUGGAGACAAAGAUACUGGAAAAAUUCAAGUUAUCAAAUAUUUAGAAUGA
Saccostrea cuccullata (small rock oyster) is the source of this 1608-nucleotide messenger RNA. RefSeq lists its product as uncharacterized. The transcript has a single exon. NCBI's taxonomy places the organism in Eukaryota, Metazoa, Mollusca, Bivalvia, Ostreida, Ostreidae. The record is from RefSeq and is a predicted model, not a curated record. Bases 1 to 1608 code for a protein of 535 amino acids. Gene Ontology annotation, molecular function: zinc ion binding.